Messenger RNA from Vombatus ursinus (common wombat), 2046 nucleotides. It is a transcript of the gene ELP3, whose product is annotated as elongator acetyltransferase complex subunit 3. The record is from RefSeq and is a predicted model, not a curated record. Gene Ontology annotation, molecular function: acyltransferase activity, transferring groups other than amino-acyl groups; iron-sulfur cluster binding. Gene Ontology annotation, biological process: tRNA wobble base 5-methoxycarbonylmethyl-2-thiouridinylation. Bases 74 to 1717 code for a protein of 547 amino acids. Gene Ontology annotation, cellular component: elongator holoenzyme complex; cytoplasm; nucleus. The transcript is spliced from 15 exons. Lineage: Eukaryota; Metazoa; Chordata; Mammalia; Diprotodontia; Vombatidae.
UGCUUGCCGGCUACAAGCGGAAGUCGAUCCAUCUCGGCCGGGAGUUUCUUCUGCCUCCAGCGGCAUUGACAGCAUGAAGCAGAAACGUAAAGGAGAUCUCAGCCCUGCUGAGUUGAUGAUACUGACCAUAGGUGAUGUUAUUAAACAACUGAUUGAAGCACAUGAACAGGGGAAAGAUAUUGAUCUAAAUAAAGUGAAAACCAGAACAGCUGCUAAGUAUGGCCUUUCAGCCCAGCCUCGACUGGUGGAUAUCAUUGCUGCAGUACCACCUCAGUAUCGUAAAAUCUUGGUGCCCAAGUUAAAAGCAAAGCCAAUCAGAACUGCCAGUGGAAUUGCUGUUGUGGCUGUGAUGUGCAAGCCCCACAGAUGUCCACAUAUUAAUUUUACAGGAAAUAUAUGUGUUUACUGUCCUGGUGGACCUGACUCAGAUUUUGAGUAUUCAACCCAAUCUUAUACUGGAUAUGAGCCAACUUCCAUGAGAGCUAUCCGUGCCAGAUAUGACCCUUUUCUCCAGACGAGGCACCGAAUAGACCAGUUGAAACAACUGGGUCACAGUGUGGAUAAGGUAGAGUUCAUUGUGAUGGGUGGAACAUUUAUGGCCCUCUCAGAAGAGUACAGAGAUUAUUUUAUUCGAAAUUUGCACGAUGCCUUAUCUGGACAUACUUCAAACAAUGUAUCUGAAGCAGUCAGGUACUCUGAAAGAAGCCUCACAAAAUGUAUUGGGAUCACCAUUGAAACGCGACCAGAUUAUUGCCUGAAGAAGCAUUUGAGUGAUAUGUUAUCCUAUGGCUGUACAAGACUGGAGAUUGGAGUGCAAAGCGUUUAUGAAGAUGUAGCCAGAGAUACCAACAGGGGUCACACAGUAAAGGCAGUGUGUGAAUCAUUUCAUCUCGCUAAGGAUGCAGGUUUCAAAGUUGUGGCACAUAUGAUGCCAGAUUUGCCAAAUGUGGGACUAGAAAGAGACAUUGAACAGUUUACCGAAUUUUUUGAGAACCCUGCCUUCCGCCCUGAUGGUAUGAAACUCUACCCUACACUGGUGAUACGUGGAACUGGACUUUAUGAGCUUUGGAAAUCAGGAAGAUAUAAGAGUUAUUCUCCUAGUUGCCUUGUAGAAUUAGUAGCUCGAAUAUUGGCUCUUGUACCACCAUGGACACGAGUGUACCGAGUGCAGAGAGAUAUACCAAUGCCUUUAGUCAGCUCGGGAGUGGAGCAUGGGAAUUUGAGGGAGCUGGCAUUUGCAAGAAUGAAAGACCUUGGGAUACAGUGUCGUGAUGUGAGAACCAGAGAAGUUGGAAUCCAGGAAAUUCAUCAUAAAGUGAGGCCAUACCAGGUUGAAUUAGUUAGAAGAGAUUAUGUGGCAAACGGUGGCUGGGAGACCUUUCUGUCAUAUGAAGACCCCGAGCAGGACAUUUUGAUUGGCCUUUUACGUUUGCGGAAGUGUUCAGAAGAAUCAUUUCGGCCCGAGUUGAAAGGAGGUGUUUCCAUAGUCCGAGAACUACAUGUAUAUGGGAGUGUAGUUCCUGUAAGCAGUCGUGACCCUGCAAAAUUUCAGCAUCAGGGAUUUGGCAUGCUACUCAUGGAAGAGGCAGAAAGGAUAGCUAAACAAGAGCAUGGUGCUCGGAAAAUUGCUGUCAUUUCAGGAGUUGGCACCAGGAAUUAUUACAGGAAGAUUGGCUAUGUAUUAGAAGGACCUUACAUGGUAAAGGAGUUGAACUAACAUCCAUCUUUAUCCAGGACGCUUUAUGGCAAGAAGCAAACUUCAUUUAUAGUUAUAAGAAAGAAGGCAUUGGGAGAAACAAGGCUAACAAAACCAACAAGGAAUUUUCCCCUCAUUCUAAAAGAAUAAUGGAUUUGGCAAUAAAGGUCCAUUUUAUAAGCACUGACUUUCAGAAACUUUUUUGAUAAUCUGCUUAGACACUCAGCCUGGUGACACAGAACACCUACACAGAGCAUAUGCCUUAACCUUCAGAGCCGUUUUGCUUCCAUGGAAAGAGUUAUUAAAUUGAACUAUUUCUAUUUAACAAUAAAGCUUCUGUUUUCAUCAGA